UGGUCCUUAGAGUAUGUGAUUUUCCGAGCUUUACCUGGCAGCGUUUCGGAGGCUUUUUCUCCUGGCGCUGCUAACGUUUUAUACCAUAUUAAUACUUAAGAUGGGUUACGGAUACAGUGAUGGUCAGUGUUGUGAUGGUGAUGCAGGUGACGGAGAUUCAGUUGAGAAUAGUGCUCGGACAGCCUUGCUAUUUAGAAGUCAAGAUGGAGAGAUGACGCAAAUGUUGAUCAAUAACUCUGAUAAUAAUUUGCGAGGACGGAAAGUCACACUAGUCCGAAAUACUUCUUCUGCUGACGGCAAUAUUUCCUUCGUCUGCCAAAGCGGCUUGUCCGGAAAAGAGCCUCCAACGCACGUUUGUCGACCUGUGAGUUUCACCUCAGUGCAAAGAGACGGGGACGAUCCAUUUAGGUUUAUUGAUGAAAGCGCGAGAACUUCCAGCGAAGAUUUGCCUAGUAAACAGGGGCUCGCAGACAGCGAUUUUUUUAAGAGUGGAACUCAGCGGACUCGAAUGCCUUUGAGCAGCGGCGGUCCAACCUGUAAAGCCGGAGUUCCAGGCCGAAGUUGCGAUGAUGACGUAGAGAUUGCGGUGAGUGUUGAUGCUCAAGACGAAGGAGAUCAUCAAGUGAAGUGUGAUGUGAUUAGGAAACAUUCUUCUGAUACUGAAGGUGAUAAUGAUGAAGGGGAAUCGGGAACACGCAAAACCAGCGCAGGAAUAUCGUCGGAAGUUUCUGAUAAUGCCACGAACGCCGCUGAGGAUGAGACGUUCUGCGGUGCUGGUAGAACUUAUCUAUGCCGUCUCGUCAGAACCGUCAGUCGCAUCCUGUUCUGCUGGUCUAGCCGCUCCGGAAAGGGCUGCAGAGUUGUCAGCUGCGGGAGCAGCAACAGCAGCAGCAGAAGCAGCAGCAGUCGCGCAUAUGCUGCAGAGCAGCAGGCUGCAGCACCUGCAGCAAAUGUAGCUGUGCAGCAGCAGUCUGGUCUCUACAUCACAAUUACCCCUGAAGCGCCCUCGCCGCUGACGGUUGACUGCUUCUCAUCGACGGUCUCGCUGGACGCUGAUGCCUCGGAGCGCCUCCUGCCGCAGCCUGCGCGCGCCGCUGCCCGAGCGGCCGCGGCGGACGCCGGCGUCGGGACGGCGAUCGUGCACAGGAAGUUCCUCACCCUCCACAGACGCAAGAAACGCAAGCCUGCCGCCCCCAUGGCCCCCCAUAAGGCCCUCCUUGAUGAUCUCUAUCCUGGGCCCACGCAAAAUGUGCUGGAGCGUGUGGGCGACUGGAACUUUAACGCGUUCGCCCUGGACAGCGUCACGGGAGGGCGACCUGUGUCGGUGUUGUGUGUGUAUCUCCUGCAUCGCUACAACCUCAUCCACAGCUUCCAUAUGGACACCGUCACGGUCUGGAAGUGCUUUAGUCUUAUAGAAGAAGGCUACCAUACAACCAACCCAUACCACAACGCCCUCCAUGCCGCCGACGUUACUCAGGCUAUGCACUGCUACCUGCAAGAGGAAGUGAUUCGGCAGCACAUGACGCCACUGGAGACCCUAGCCGCUCUGCUGGCCGCGGUGUGUCAUGACCUCGACCAUCCCGGCGUGAACCAACCUUUCCUUAUAGCCACUGACAAUCACCUGGCUGCUCUAUACAAGAACCUGAGCGUGCUGGAGAACCACCACUGGCGCUGCGCCAUGGGGUGUCUGUGGGAGUCCGGGUUGCUGGACGGCUGGGCGCUGGAGGAUGUCGACCAGCUGCAGGAUCAGAUCCGCUCCCUCAUCCUGGCCACCGACAUCACCCGGCAACAGGAGUUCCUCACCCGCUUCAAGAAAUACCAGGAAGGAGGCGGACUCGACAUGACACAGCCCGAGGAUCGCCACUUCUCCCUGCAGAUCGCCCUCAAGUGCGCCGACAUCUGUAACCCAUGCCGCCCCUGGGAGGUCUCGCAGAAGUGGUCCCAAAAGAUUUGCGACGAAUUUUACCGUCAAGGAGACUAUGAACGACAACUGAACCUCCCCGUGACUGCUCUCUGCGACCGUUACGCCACUUCCAUUGCCAAAAUUCAGACAGGGUUCAUCGAGUACGUUGUAAGUCCGUUGUUCGGCGCAUGGCAUGAAUGGCUUGGGACGCCUCUCUCCUCUGCCAUGCUGCAUAACCUGCAGUCAAACCUGCAUGAGUGGAAACAAAGACUGGCAGAAGAUCCUCUUCCUAAAAGUCCAAAACCUCUUCUCCUGAACGCCCCUCCAUUGUUAACUGAUUCCGAGGAAAAAUCCAAUGUGUCGAUUAAAGAGGUAGUUAGCAGCUGUAGUAGCAGCAGUAGCGGAGAUAAUCCCAGCGAACCUGUGGGGGAUCUUUUCAGCCAGUCUGCGUUCUGUGGCCAACAGACUGUGGUCGGUAGACGUCACUCGCUUCCGUUGAAUGUGCCGAGUAUGUUGCCUCGAACUGUGAUGAGGCGGGAGAGUUUGUCCAGUGACGGUAAACAUCCCUUCUUGUUGGAGACCGUACACAUGGAAGAUAUGGCUUUAUCAACAUUAUCUCAAGCUGAUAACGAAAAUGCCGACGCUGAUAUGGUGUCUAUUGUGACACGACUCUCUGACACUUCUGACAUAUCUCCAUCCAAGACGCGUGUGAUGACAGGAUCUUGUCAUCCCAAAUCAGGACGACGUCGACUAUCACUUCCACAACUGUCAGCACAUCAGUACCGAACAAAGCCCCCUUUGGUAUCUCUGCAACCUCUACCAGCCACGCCAUCGGUUGAGGAACUUCGUGUUCCAAGCAUCACUCCAGCCACGGUUGAUGGUUCAACUGGUGGUGAAGGUCAAGGGCAUUCAAAUCAAAGUAACUCUGAGUCUUCCAAUGCAAGCAAAGUGUCGGCCGAGUGUGGAAGUGGAGGUGGCGUUGCUAAAAUGAAUCCAAGUGCAGUGAAUUUUCAAACGAAUAUGCCAGACGAUGUGUUCAGGACAAUUGAAAGUUCAAAGUGUUCAAUAGGGGAUUCUUUCCCCGCCAAUGAUGCUAAACUUACUUCAACUCAUAGUAUUUCAAUGCGUACAAAUAUUGAUAAUUCAGGGAACGAUUUCGUUUCCCAGCUACCUGACAUCUUUAGUUCUAGUAGUAACCAUCAUUACCCUGCUAGAUUUUUGCGCCGUGCUUCUCUAGACAGCAACACGUGCACUAACAUUAAUCUCAAUGAGAACCUGAACCUGCAAUAUCAUCGUAAUGACAACCAGAAUGCAGGUCUUAGUUUUCAUUCCUCUGGCACUCAAGUCCCUCACGAGGGCAAAUGGCCCCGACGAGGGAGCCUGGCGGGGGACAAGGAGAACAGAGCGCCCAGUCGCGGCCGGGCGGCCCUGCUGGCACGUACGCGCUACUGGCGCUCCCUCAACCACGACGACGGCACCGACGCAGUGUCCCGGUCGCUGCUCUCUAAAGAUAUUAUGCAGCAGGUAAGCCAGUCACCCGCUGCCCUCGGUCGGCGAGGGUCGGCACCCGUCCUGCAGCUCGACUCCCUAAUGAACCGCACCGGCUACACGGCGGGUGACCUUAAAUCAGACUUGUCACCCGAUCGCAACUCGAGCGUCCUCACAGCACGACGGGCGUCCGCACCCGCUCAGCAACUGCUCAUUGGCUUGAGGUCGAGGAAACACUUCAGCGAAUCCACUAACGUGCCUGGCGAUCAAGAGGUGUCGUGGCAAGGAUGUCAACUAAAUGCAAACCUCAAUGAAAUAGACUCUUUUCCACCUUCUAUCAUGAGCGAUAAUGCUUAUUACACCAGUCGUGCUCCUGGAAAUCUCGGUGCUAGAAGAAAAGCCUUCUCGGAGAAAAGGAUUCUCGGGAACUCCAAGAGUUUCGACCUAGUGUCGUCUCGCCCAAAACUCCGAAGCGUACCACCUUUCAUGCGGCGAACGAGCUCCGCCGGAAGGUCCUUUUCGUGCACGCUACUUAGAUAUUCAUUGAAUAACCAAGCAUCUGAGCACAUGUCAUCUCAUGGUGCAUCUGCAGCGUAUGAAGUCAUCAACGAGUCGGACAUUCUGACGACAUCGAAGAUGGACGAAGAAGCUCAAGUUGAGGGCAGUGAGAAUGGCAGAGAAUUUCUGAAAACGGAGGUGACGACCGUAGAAAAAAGCGUUCGUCCUCCGUUGUGUCGCACCAAUUCCCUGCCAAUCUUCGGUUGCUGCUCGACUCCAAUAGAAGAGGCAAGAGGCAUCGUGGACCACCUGACAGCCGUGGCUCGAGAAAGCUCUUCGCUGAGCCACAGCACCGCGCCCGGCAGCGUACAGGUCCCCCCGAGCCACCCCAGCGAACUACCUCCCUCCGUCGCGUCCAGGCUCGGACUGGACACUAAUAAUAGAAGCUGCCAAAGCCAAGCGGCAGCGUUGAGGGGAGGCAUGGGUGGAGGGGGGUCGGGGCAGCCAUGCUACGACCCGAUGCGCCCCCGCGACGCCAAAGACGUCGACUUCUCUGACAACUUCGGCGCCGCGGCAGCCGAUGUCCUGACCAACAUGUAUCGGUUUCGACACGAGUGUGGGGUGAGUCAGGAGUCGAGUGACGACAUGGGUGACUGGUACUCAUCGUCGGGGGACGAUGGCACCCCCAGUACCCCAGGGUACCCCUUCCCCAACCCUGCUCGCCCAUUCCCCCACCAUUAUCAUCACCACCAUCUCUCUGUCAGACGCGGCUCUCUCCCUUGCAACUUUUCAUUCUCAGGUGACUUAAGACUCCUGGAAACGUCCUAGCAUAUAACUCAGAAGUCCUACAUCAGGAGUCGUUGGAGCAGACUUGUGAUCGUCUCGUAAGGAGUGAAGGAUUCCUCUUGGCUUUCGGUGCUAAACUCGGUAUCUUCUUAUGUUUCUAUGGCCAUUUUUAUAUUGAAAAUAAUUGUUUUGAGUACGCCUUAAAACGAACAGAUUGCAUGGGAUUUUAAGAGAUAUAUGAAAAUACUGAGCAUUAUUUGAAUUGAACAUAAAAAAAGAGAACAAUAUAAUUCUGCUUUGUUUUUCAAGGCUUACUGAAUGCGCCUGUUCGUGUUAUCGCCAGCAUUCUAAUCGAUUUUAAUACCGAAAAAUAGGCCUCCGAAUUUUUUGUUAAUUCUUUUAAAUAGAUAAACCCUGUCGUUCAUAAAUAGAUGGCAGUACGAAAUUUCGAAAGAAGAUUGAGUUGUGAACAAUUCUUCCUAUUCUCUCUCUUGCAAUUACCUUUUCUAGGACGCGCAUAUACGUGUGUAAUAUUGUACUAAACUGUGUCAGAUUUAUUUAGGUUUAUUUCUUUCGUGCCAAGAAAAACGUCCGCCCUGUCUAUCGUAGAUGUGCCAACGGUCUUUUGAGUGGCCUACCAGCGUACCAUAAUAAAUAUUAGUUGUGAAAAUUCGUGCUGAAUUCUUUACGGUUACAAAGUUAAUUCUGUUAUAGGUUAUGAACGCACGGUUUAUCCGAACGCAUUGUGCAAAAAUGCACGUUUUCACUGCCAUUUAUGGUAUUUUGCUCGGACAGCUUGUAUUCAAGUACGCAAAAUUUGAAGGAAGUGGAAUCAUCUACAUUAGAAGUGGAAUCAAAAUAUUUUUCUUUCCAUUCGUUCCUCAAGAAAAAAAGUAAUUUCUCGGGAUAUUAAGUCUUGAGUUGUUGCGUUGGUUAAUGCUUGUGCUCCGUAGGCAUUAGUUUCACUGUCCUAGGUAGGUCUCUCAAUCUAUAAAUAUGCAAUUUUCGCCAAUGUUUAUCUUAGGGUUGCUGAUGAUAAAGUAAAUGUUUUUACGUGUAGACAUGCGUGUGUGUUACGCGUAGUAUUACAGAUGAAUACACACAUCUUAUGAUACAUCGAUGUGAUGUCGCUCUCUUUCUCUCUUGAUCUCUCUUUCUUCCUCAUUACUAAGGUCUUUAUGAUUUCCUUAGAAUAUAAUAAUUGUUUCAUAUGAAGGAGCUCAGCACUAAGAAUUGCUAACACGGAGGCAAUAGCGCAUGGAGACUGCAGCGCACAAUAAACAUGGAGAUGAAUUUAGUGAUAACUUUGCUGAUGCGUGAUUUUGACAUGUUUUCUCAUACAAGCUAGAGUCGAGAGUGUAUGUGAGGUGGGCUAACGACUACGUUGUUUUUAACAGUUUCGUCACUGUGCGGUGGUUAGAUUGCUUGUAGACGCCUCUUACCAGGUUGUUAAGUGUGUAUCCGGCAAGAAAUCGAAUAAAAAUUUCAGGAUUGAUCCUUUCGAAAAGUUUAUAAUCUAUGGACGAAUAGCAAGCAUUUUACCUAAUCUUAAUAUGAGAGAAUAGUUGCCUUGGCUAGGUCUGAAUAACUGGCAAUCGCCAUUGGAGCAACUGGUUUAUGGGUAGUAUCAUUAAAAUUAGUUUUAUUUUCAGUAAUAUAUCUUAUGUAUUAUUUGUUUCAUGAAAACCUUAAACUUUCAAUUAAGUUUCUAUGAUGAAUUAUGUCCGCUUGCACGCUGGCAUGUCUCAGUUUUGCUCAUGCGAACGGAACACUGCUAGAAAAAUUACCAUCGGGUUGUAGGUAAUUUACCAUCCCCAUUAAUUCUUUGGUAUUCAUCAUCAAUUCAUGGUAAUCAUCAAUUACCAUCAAUUCUAUCACUACAAAAGCGUGCAUAAAUAUGUAAUGGUUUGGAAUUUUCAAAUUCAGACUUUUUAAUAUUAUAAUCCGGCGAUAUAUUGAUCAGCGUUUGGAGUUGUCAUAGAUUAUUGCAGAGAAUAGGAAAGGACUGUGAGUAGUUGUAUACGUUUUUGUUAAAAUCCAGUAUUUUUUCACCAAAAGUUAUGCAUUGAAAGCUCCUAUGAUGACGCUCCUACUGGAUAUUUUACUUAUUUUUUUAAACAGAACAAUAGGUGCCAAACUGUUUGGUCUUAUUCCUUAAAUUUUCGGUUAUUGUGUCCAUAAAUUGUCGCCUACUAUCCUAUGACGAUCUGAGUGGGUGUAAUCUGUGUGAGCUCAAUGUGAAUGUUUGUAAAAUCGUUGUUAAUCCAUAGAUGCUAGAAUAAAUGUUGGUAAUUUAGGGUCAACGGCUUGGUCAAUCAUAAUUGAUUUAAGAUCCAUAUUAACCGAUGGUGGGUUAAUUUGGAAUCGACUUUAAAGUCGUUCUUGGUUAUAUGAUCAAUUUUGGCUGAUAUUUAGAAUCAACGUUGACUUUGUUGCUGCUCAAGCGAUAAACCUAGUGCGGCGAAGAGGAAUUAGUUUGCAGAAUGGCGUAAUUCUGUUACAUGUGCUUUGUUGCAGUAGUUAUGUAAGUGUUGCGUAUUCAUAUGUCGUGUCUGGUAAAUGAAUAUCAUUUUAGACGACUUGUGUAGCGGAUACAUGAAAUUUCUUGAUGAUAUUUUGAUCAUCAUUGAGACAUGGUACGUUUUACUGCGGAAAGUUUCGAAGGGGAAUUAGAUGAAAUUAUUUACAAUCGCCAGCAUUUUAGUUAUUCACUGGAUUCAUACGCAAUUUCUCCUAUGGCCUUUUGAAUUUAGUAUUCAGUUUCUGGGAGCAAAAAUGUUGAUGUUCAUAAUGAAUUACCUUCACAGCUGUAGAAUUAAAUAUUUUAUUUAAACAAAAGAAAAUUACAAACAAUUUGGGUUGCAUAGCAGCGCAUGAGUGAUAAAAAUUUUUCUUAUUUGCUUUAAAGAUAUUAUCUCUGAUUUUUUCGUUCAAAGUAAUCUUUAUGCCUUAAAUGGGCGUAACAAUUUGCGGGCAAAUUUCGCUAACGAAAUUUUAAAUCUCUGUCAGUGCGCGCACAGAUCGUUCGUGAAUGAAUCCUAUUGUUGUUAUAAUGGGAGUGCUGGAAACAAAGCUCACUAUUCUCUGUAGUCUCAUGAACGUAUGUUGCCUGCGAAUCGUGUAUCACUAUGCGCGAAGCUCAAUUAUGAACAUCGCGAAACGAACAACUCUUUACGAAUUCAUAAAACAUUUUUCAUGACUGACAUGUAUUAAACACGAUAUUUGCUUCUAGUUAAAUUUCUAUUUCAUUUAUAUGACUUCAAAACGUAUUCUCGGAACAUCAAUGAGGCGUGGAAAUUAUUUUUUUCCGGAAUUAUGUGUUAUUAAUGUUCGUAUGUGUAUCGUAGGUAAUUGUGAAGGUUACUAUAAUUUGAUUUUAAAGUUAAAGAUUGGAUGGAUGUCGUCAAAGACUGAGUGGCAAUUGGAAUGUGGAUGCUAAAUGGCAAUUAAAAUGUAAAUUUGGCUAUUGGCAUGUUUUGUUUGCAUCUUUUCUCUGAACGUAUGAAGUUUGUUCAACUGUGCUUGGCUGAAAUUUGUUGAGGUCAUUAGUUCGUUGGCGCCAUUAAUCUGUUCCUGAAAAGCAACAAAAGUUUGAGAAAUGAAACUCUUCCUCUGAAUGGGAGUUUAUGGCUAGAUUUUCAUACGUGGCUCAUAUCUCUCAGCUUUGUACAUUAUCGUGCUUGAAGCAAUGGAGCAGAAUUUAACUUUAUUUUGUUUUAUUCGUUGAUAAUGAAGUUUUUAUUUCAGCGUUGAUAUGCAUGGCUGCUGGCAGUCAUUUUAUACCCGAUAAAUAUGUAACGUUUUAUUGUAAUUUUAACGGUGCACUCAUGUGAACUCGGUUUUAUUUGGCUUGAAAUGAUCUUGUGAAUUUGUUAACAUGAAGAGGAGAAAUUGUUCCGGAAUAAUUUGGGUCACAUGCUGUCAUUCUUAGAUUUUGAGUGAAGUUAACCAUAAAUAUUCAGAAAAUUGGCAAACUGUACUAAGUUUGAUUUAGUUGUUUACUGGUAACCACGACAAUUUUAAUGUGCUUCUCUUGCAUCUAGAAAUAAAACGGUUUGAGAAACGUAGAUAUUAGGUUCAUUUCAGUUAAAUCUAUCAAAAUACGAAUAUACCUCAUACAUUUGGAAUAAAACCGCUACAAUUUACUUGCUAAUGAUAUAUUUCGAAGGGUGACAAGUUUGUUUCGGAACAGUUUCCUCGCUACCUCGAGAUACACAUAGCCACAUGCGUACGUUUUUUAUUACAUAGGACCUGAAUGCUGCAUUUGCGACGACACUGCUCUUGUAUUGCUCAUGCAAUUUAGGGUAAAGAUGUUAAUCGUUGAUGAUUGUGUAAUAUGUUGAGAUCAUCUUA
Molecule: messenger RNA, 9028 nt
Organism: Hyalella azteca
Lineage: Eukaryota; Metazoa; Arthropoda; Malacostraca; Amphipoda; Hyalellidae
Exons: 16
Coding region: 101-4717 (1538 amino acids)
Molecular function (GO): 3',5'-cyclic-AMP phosphodiesterase activity
Source: RefSeq, a predicted model, not a curated record